GUGUGACGCUGUGUGUGAGGGCAGUAUCCUGAGCUCCAGACUCUCAGUCAUUCACUCAGACUCACACACACACAGGAGGAGGUAUUGCUCACUGGUGCUCAGACACACACAGAGGAAGAGGAGGCAACAGCGAGAGACAAGAGGUGAUUAAAAAAAAGGAGCUGCAAAGCACUAAAACAAAAGAGUGAAAGAAAAACAAGAAAAGAUGACAAUUGGCAAGAACUCCAGGAAAAGCUCUGUGCGGAGCUCCAUCCGGGCCCCAAAGUUCCUGGACAAAUCUAAUGGCUUCUACGGUCGCCUUGAUGAGCCUGAGACUGCCGGAGAAGGGGAGGAGGUGAUGGGAAAAGAAGUGGAGGAGAGGUGGAGUGGUACGGAAGAAAGCAACACACAGGGCAGCAACCAGAGCUCAAGUGUGAUGCAAAACUCUGGGUCACACGAGAGGGAAGAGGCCGCCGUGUUCGACUUCAACGAAGGAAUGAUGGAAGACGACGGGGAGACUCUCCUCCAGAGGAAGUCCAGCCGCCGCAGCAGCAGGUGGAGAAGAAGCUCCAGGAGGAAGCAGAAGGAGGGGAAAACCGAUGGGGAAGCAGUCCGGGAUGAGAGGCCAAGCCUGGGCACAGAGAGUCCAGCUGACCCAGACGUCCUGGAGGACACCAGGGUGAUUAUUGAGGUAGAGAUGGAGAAAGCAAAGAAGGUGGAGGAAGAGAAGGCAGGAAGGGGGAAGGAGUCGACACUUGUGCACUUCCCGGUUCGGGAGGAUGCGGACGACCAGGUCCUGAUCAGAGAGAAGAAGAGGGGGAGAGAAGAGGAGGGGGAAGAGGAGAAGAGGAUGAAGAGGGAGCAAGAGGAGGGGAUGAAAAUGGUGAAGAGGAACACAGUGAAAAAUUACCGCAAGGCCUUGGACCGAGCUUUUCGUCGCGGCUGGGAGGCCUUCAUCACCAACCUCUACAGCGUCACGCUCACACCUGUGACAUCAUCCUCACCAACAUCUUCUUCACCUUUGUCGAAGAAGAAACAGCAGAACAACUCUGUGCUAGCCGAGUGUUGGUAGAACUGGAGAGUGACAUGGACAAUAAAACGACCCCCUCUCUAAUAUUUAGUUUUUUCAAAUCAUGAUUAUGCACUGUGUUGUGACGGACGGUCCUGCCUUCACUAGGGACUGUUAUAGUCACAUGAUGUGUUUGAGUCACGCAGUAGGCCUCAGAAGCAUUAAUUAUUUAUGUAGGUUACUGAGUCGUAAUUACUCAUCAUAAAAUGUACUGCCUUGUCUCAUUGUGGUGCACUUUGGUUUGCACACAGACUGCAGGGUAUUCAGUUUUACUUUAUGUUUGGGAGAGCCAAGCUGUUUAUAUUACAUUGAAGUCUAUGGGACGGACUUGAAUGGAGAAGUCCGGUCUUUAUGUGACUGAGUUCAGCGGCUCCUGGUUCACCUCUACUAUGUUGCUAAGUUCAGAUUAUGUCUUUAGCUCCUUACAUUUGGUCCACUAUUAGGAGCUCAGAGCACAAAUAAUCCGUCCUUCCUUUGGUUUAGCACUAUGAAACUACCAAAGUGUUGAUGUGCAGCCAAAAGGAGUGGAAAUUUUCAACUGCGAACACGAUGACUGAUUAGUGGACUUUAGUUCUGGAGAUAUUCACAUUUUUGUAUGUUAAUCAGUGCCAUUUAUUGCUGUUUGGUAGUUAAUCAGUAAUGAGAGGAGGACAAACACACAGCUAAUCAGUGAUUGUGAUAGUGAUUAACACACAUUAGUAUGUUAAUAUCUGUGGAGAGACUGCAGUUUUUUAGCAAUGUUAACCUAUAUAAACAGGGCUUUUCCAUCUGUGUGCGCACAGGAAUACAGAGGUGCACAGCUUGUCAGUGUUUGACUUCCUCACUGUGUGUUCUGGUGAAGGUUAUUUAACCUGAAGGGACAGGGCAGGGGAGUGUACAACAGUGUUAAACAGAAAGGAGAAAGAGAAACAGAUAUUUUUUAUAGCCUGGUCAUAAAUCAGCACUAAACACAGUAAUAAGACUCUUCGCCAUUGCAGCUGUACAUUAUGUUUAUUAAACACAUUUUAGUGAUCCAGGAAAUUUUUCAAUGUAUGAAUGACAGACCCUCGCUAAAAUGGAAAAUGCAAUGUUAACACCAAGCUGUAAUUGCUGUAAAUGCUGUAAUUUCCUGUUGUCCGCUACGUAUUUGGCUUUUAUUACCUCAAGUGUUCUCUUGCAGACCAGACUGAAUAGGUGGGGAAACUUGUGGUUGUACAUAAUGAAUGUCUUAAUUUUUAUAAAGAUUCUUUUGUAUCCUAAUCAAAGCUUCUGAAGUCAUGAACCGUAACAAGAAGCACUUUUCUGAGUAAAUAAAGACUUAAUUUAUUGA
Epinephelus lanceolatus (giant grouper) is the source of this 2357-nucleotide messenger RNA. RefSeq lists its product as uncharacterized. Lineage: Eukaryota; Metazoa; Chordata; Actinopteri; Perciformes; Serranidae. The record is from RefSeq and is a predicted model, not a curated record.